GCCAGUCAGCCUUGAAGGAAGGUGGCUGCAAGUGGUGUGCAAGCCGCAGCCGCAGAAACCAGAGCGCACGCUUACAUUAACGACUGAGAGGACUAGGGACAGCGACAGAGAACGGCGGAUAUUAAAGAAAAUAUAUUGAUACAAGGUUCUUGUCUAAGGACAGCCUUUCACCUUGGUCAAAGAUCAGAGCCCUUCUCUGGGUACAGAUCUGGAAAGAAGGCCCUGGAGGACAGAGGUUGGCCAGGUGGGACCUAUUGCCAGGCAGGGUGCACUCAGCUGGGGAAUGGAACCAGCAGGAACCCUCUAUGAGCUCCUCAGAUCUCCAAAGCGUAGUUUUGAAGAGGAAUAGCGCAUUCUUCCUCCCCAUCCAUCAACUGAGAAACAUCCAUUCUAGAAUGAGAGCAAAUGGGAAGCAGCAGCCCUCCUUUCCUGCCAUCAUGGGGGUUUCUGACGGAGGUGUGAAGAUGCGUGGAGCUCUCCACCACCACUACCAGCAGCAGCUCCUGUUCUUCAUCUCCCUGCUUCUCCUCUCCCCCUGCGCGUCCAUCCAUGUGGAGUCUGAGGACAGCCACAGUGCGUUCAGCUGCGAGCCCAUUGGACUGAGGAUGUGCCAGGAGCUUCCAUACAACACCACCUUCAUGCCCAACCUGCUGAACCAUUACGACCAGCAGACUGCUGCCCUCGCCAUGGAGCCGUUCCACCCCAUGGUGAACCUCCGGUGUUCGGAGGACCUGCGUAUGUUCCUGUGUGCCCUCUAUGCCCCUGUGUGUACUGAGUACGGCCGUGUGUCUCUGCCCUGCCGGGCGCUGUGCCAGCGCGCCAAGAGGGACUGCCAUAAGCUCAUGGACAUGUUUGGGGUCAGCUGGCCCGACGAGAUGGACUGCAGCAGGUUCCCAGACUGUGAUGAGCCUUACCCCAGGGAAGUGGACCUCCAGACCCAGCCAGACCCCACAGACCAGUCCUCUCUGGAGGUCCAGCGAGACUAUGGCUUCUGGUGCCCCCGCGAGCUCAAGAUCCAGCCUGACUUGGGCUACUCUUUCCUGGGCACGUCUGACUGCUCGCCCCCCUGCCCCAGCAUGUACUUCCAGCGCCAGGAGCUGGCCUUCGCACGCUACUUCGUAGGCGUGGUCUCCAUCGUGUGUCUCUCGGCAACCCUCUUCACCUUCCUCACCUUCCUCAUCGACGUCACCAGGUUCCGCUACCCGGAGCGGCCAAUCAUCUUCUACGCCGUCUGCUACAUGAUGGUGUCAUUGGCGUUCUUCCUGGGCUUCCUAUUGGAGGACAAGGUGGCGUGCAACGCUGCUAGCCCUGCGGAGUUCCGGGCGGCCACCAUCACCCAGGGGUCUCACAACAAGAUGUGCACCCUGCUCUUCAUGGUGCUCUACUUCUUCACCAUGGCGGGCAGCGUGUGGUGGGUCAUCCUCACCAUCACCUGGUUCCUGGCCGCCGUGCCCAAGUGGGGCAGCGAGGCCAUCGAGAAGAAAGCCCUCCUGUUCCACGCCUGUGCCUGGGGCCUGCCGGGCGCGCUCACCAUCACGCUGCUCGCCAUGAACAAGAUCGAGGGCGACGCCCUCGCCGGCGUGUGCUUCGUGGGCCUCUAUGACAUCACUACGCUGCGAUGGUUCGUGCUGGCGCCGCUCUGCCUGGACGUGGCGGUGGGCGUGUCUCUGCUGCUGGCGGGCAUCGUGGCGCUAAACCGCGUGCGGAUGGAGAUCCCCCUGGAGAAGGAGAACCAGGAGAAGCUGGUCAAGUUCAUGAUCCGCAUCGCCGUGUUCUCCGUCCUCUACCUGGUCCCCCUGCUGACCGUGCUGGCCUGCUACCUGUACGAGCACACCUACCGGCCCGUCUGGGAGACCACCUGGGUCCAGGAGCGUUGCCGGGACUACCACAUCCCCUGCCCGUACCAGGUGGAGCAGACCAGCAGACCAGACCUGGUGUUGUUCAUGAUCAAGUACCUGAUGCUGCUGGUGGUGGGCAUCCCCUCAGUGUUCUGGGUGGGCAGCAAGAAGACCUGCUUCGAGUGGGCCAGCUUCCUCCAAGGACGCAGGCGCAAAGAUAGUGGUGUGAAUGAGAGCAGGCAGGUGCUGCAGGAGCCGGACUUUGCCCAGUCGCUGCUCAGGGACCCCCACACCCCCAUCAUCAGGAAGUCCAGGGGAACCUCCACACAGGGAACCUCCACCCAUGCCUCCUCCACUCACCUGGCCAUCCUUGAUGAGCCUGACGACCCAGGCCCUGCCCCUAGCGACCGUGGGCCUUACCACGCCCCCACCUCCCGCAGUAAGGCGGGCAGCCUGCACAGCAAGAGCAGUUACCAUGGCAGCCUGCAUCGCUCCCGUGACGGACGACACACCUCCUCUGGUUACCGUGGCGCAGAGGAGCGCCCCUCCCUCCAUGGCAGCAUGCCCCACCUUGACCACCCACUGUCCACUCACAGCAGCGUGCACCGCCUUGACAGCCAAUCACGGCACAGCAGCCAGAGAGACCUCUCCCUGGCACCACCCACCCUCAUCAUUCACGGGACGGGCGGCGGUGGCGGUGCUGAUGACGGAGCCAGUGCAUAGGAUCAAAAGCAGGAAGUUGAUGCUCCGUUCGACAGGAAGUUGUCAUGGACAUACAGGCUCUUCUUCCCCAGAAGGGAUGGACGCAACACCUCGUUGUUCGUUUUCUCUCUGACCGCCAGUGACUUCCUCCCUGGACAGGAAGUAUAAGCCCAACCUUUGCCCUGAUGCUAACGGUUGGUGCAGACAGCUCUGGGCUUAGAGCUGGGACCAGACAACUCGCUGUGUCUGUGGUUCUCAUGGAAGUUCAACAGUAUACAUGUUCAUCUCUAUGAAUAUCUUCAUAAAUCUCUGAAUGUUUUGUGAAUAUCUCUAUGAUGCUAGACCUCUGUGAACUGACCAGUCCUAUACUAAAUAUUUCACUUGUUUCAUACUGUGAAGACAUUCUGUGCAAACUACUGGAAGAGCUACUGUACUGUGUGUGAAUACUGGCAUAUGAGUGUCUGUACUUGCAGUGUACUGACGUGCUUGUGAAGCUUAUGAUGCAGCACUCCACUGCCCCCUAGUGGACAAAGACGAGGGAUGUGAGAGAGAAAUUAGUAGAAAGGGAUUAGAGGGAAGAAAAUAGGUUGUUUUAGGGGGUUGAGAUAUUUAAGGAUGGGAUAAAGAGCUUGUGUUUAUGCUACUGAAAGAGUUGUGUAUUUUAAAUAUGAAUCUGAGUGGGGGGGAUCAAGUAAGAUUUACAUUUGUAACGGGAUUCAAAGGGAAAUUAGGAGAUCUUACAUGUUUCUCUUUUGCUUCUCUUGAUUUUCUGUAUCUGGUUCUCCCUCUGUAACACUGGACCUAAGUUGGUGUGGUUUGCCUCCUCUCAGCCUACCUCACCCUGCGCCUUCAGCUUUCAUCCUAGCCUACCGGACCUUUAAGCCCUGCUACUGCCUGUGGAACCCCCUCCCACAUGCACACCACCCCAGCCUUCUGAUCCUAGAAAAUCACACCCACCUCCACCUGCCUAUAAAACCCACACCACCUGUGCCAGCCUGCCUGUCUCUCUACCUGUCUCUCUGUUUCACAAGCUUACAGGUACCUUCUACACCUCAGUCUCACCUGCUGCCUGCCUCUACACACAGCUGCUAAAAGUGUGAGUGAGGGAGUCCCAACACUGUAAAUGUACUACUGAGCACUCCUUUUCUGAAAGGUGCCAAACACUUUACCCAUGGUGCUUUGCUGUAGAGCUCCACUGGAACCAUCCUGGACUGAGUGGAUCCACAGAUGCUGCUGUGUGCUGAGGGUGGAGUCCCCUGCUCCUGCUCUGCUCCUGGGGUGGAGCUCUUCCUCGCCCCCUCUGUCCUCCAGAGUCCUGACAUGAGGAGGAUCAACAUUAUGAUCUUGUCCACUGGAAUGGGAUCAGAUACUAGGCCUGUAGUCACUUCAGAAACAUGUCAUUUGAGUCCGUUCAAGUCAUUUCAAAUGCUUUCGUUUCAACAGGAUACCCUGCUCCCACCUAUCCAGAACACUAACCACAGGCCUCUGUGCCCUGCUCUGGCUAACUGAAGAUACCCACACACACCGGGAAAAACGACUGUAUUACAUCACCUCAUACUCUGUACCUCCUGUGGAUGACUCAGACCAUUAGAACUGACCAACGAAUGACGCAAUGUCAUCGUUAUCAAGUAUCGAUCUUUCAAUGGUCGCCCCUCAUGCAGCCUGCUUGGAUGUCCAUGCACUCUACCCAGGAAGAAGGCUUCAGACAGCACUUUAUAUCCACGGUUACCCAUUUGAAUGUGUACAGAUGUCUUAUUGAAUUGUGGAGUAUGAUGAUAAUGAA
Molecule: messenger RNA, 4323 nt
Organism: Hypomesus transpacificus
Lineage: Eukaryota; Metazoa; Chordata; Actinopteri; Osmeriformes; Osmeridae
Gene: fzd3b
Product: frizzled class receptor 3b
Exons: 10
Coding region: 306-2561 (751 amino acids)
Biological process (GO): non-canonical Wnt signaling pathway; canonical Wnt signaling pathway
Cellular component (GO): plasma membrane
Molecular function (GO): Wnt-protein binding; Wnt receptor activity
Source: RefSeq, a predicted model, not a curated record